Molecule: messenger RNA, 2330 nt
Organism: Amaranthus tricolor (Joseph's coat)
Lineage: Eukaryota; Viridiplantae; Streptophyta; Magnoliopsida; Caryophyllales; Amaranthaceae
Exons: 13
Coding region: 383-2107 (574 amino acids)
Biological process (GO): attachment of GPI anchor to protein
Cellular component (GO): GPI-anchor transamidase complex
Source: RefSeq, a predicted model, not a curated record
AGUGUAAAGUCUAAUGAAGGAGAAGCUGUGUAAAUUCUGAUGCCAAAUUCUGGUUGUUCAGUUAUUUGCUCCAUUUGGUAUCUUUAAUGGAGAAAUUAAGUUUUUUUUGGAACUUUUCUUCUGAUGAAAUUAUGAAUUUAAGUUUAAUUUGUUUGAGAAUUUGCAACUGGGUUUAAAAUAAUGUCAAGGAAAGAAAUAUAAAAUUACCCUAAUCAAAAUAACAGUUAUCAAAAUAUAAAAAAGCUAUUAACCGCCAUUUUUUCUUUUUUCAUUUUUUAAAAGUUCAAAACGGUUAUAAAUGUUCUCUUGAUUCAGUUAAUUUUAUUAUAUAGAGUAUUUUUUAGAGUGACAGUUUCAAAACGGUUUAUGCCUGUUGGUGCUGAUGGUAUUUUCAAAGCCUGGAAUCAAGCGCCUGUGCAUUGUAUUUUCAGUUCUUUUCUCUUUCGUUUUAGGAUUUCCGUUCCUGCUGAAGUCUGUGGAAAUAUACAGAUCACCACUUCCAUUUAAAUAUAUGGAUUCGCUUUCAAGUGUAAUUGAAUCCAAACCUUUGUUCUUUCCGUGUCGAUUUCAAGCGAUUUUUCUAGGUUUUAGUGAUCUGAAGGACGCAAAGAAAGUAGGCUUUUCCAUUGCUGACCGAAUGAAGGAAAUAAUGAGUCAUGAUCAUGCUUGUGGAAGUUGUCAGUCAAAUUUUACUGUGUCAGUUUCUUUGGAAUUGGAGAAUAGUUGUGUGCAGAGUGAGAAUGAGAAUAGUGGCUGUUCUUGGGAGUGCGGGGGGUUGAAAGAUGCUGAUUUUAAAUGGAAGGAUGAUGAAUUUACUGAUGGAUUGUUGAACAAGGCAUUGUCUGGUAGUCAGAGAUGUUCGGAUACAAAUGGAAAGGUUUACAGCAUUGUUGUGGUGAAUAGGGACGAGGAAGUUAGGGCAGUAGUAGGAAAGUAUCGGCAUGGAUGGAUCACUGGGAAGGUGUCUGAGGUCGAGGGGGUGGAGAGGAUCGCUGAAAUAUUCGUUAAGGUGUUUAUGAAUGGUGGGAAGGAAGAAGGUUCAAUUCAUGGAGAGUUUAUGCCUGUUGGUGCUGAUGGUCGUGUUAUACUGUCUUUUAGCCUGUUAAAUGCAGAUCCUCAGGAAUGGAUUUAUGAUUGGGAUUUUGAGAGAGUAAAUGAGAUUCACCUGGCUCCAGUUGUAGAGGCUUUAGCACCAAUCGCUAAAAUAAAUGUAGAAAGUCAGAUUCUGUAUCAUACCCCAAAAGCUUUUGUCUCUCAUAGGGAUGACCACAGAGGUGCUUACAUUUAUGAUACAAAGGAUCUUCCAUUUUUUGUAAAUUCAAAUGAAUGGCAUUUGGAUACUUCUACUGCUGCUGGAGGACGUUCCAAAAUUUUGCACAUUGUUGUAUACGUACCAUCCGCGAAGGAGUGUCCUCUUUUACUGCAACUUCCUAAUGGAGAGAUCUCGCUGACAAAUGGAUUUAUAUCUCCUAUGUGGGAAGGUGUUAUUGUCUGGAACCCAUCUGGAUGUUCAAGUCAUUCUGAGACAGAGCAUUAUGCUAAGCAUACCAUCCCUUUUAAGUUGCCGCAGCUUUUUGGUCUCAAGUCUGAGAGCCUAUAUGUUGGUUCUUCUGGGAGAAUCAAUCUUUCGGCUAGUGAAAGAGGCUUCACGGAAUGUUAUGUCCUGCACACUUUGAUAAUGUUCAUGGAAUUGGAUCUGUUAACUCGUCAACAUACAUGCUUCAAUCUUCAGUCUUGUGCAACCACACUUGGUUCUCUUUCCAGAUUGGUUCAAUCACUGCCAAGAAUGAUUAUACAGGAUGAAAUAGGAAAACAGGUGGAAUAUUCUCUUCAUGCUGCAAAUUUUGCCAGAAGCAAUGCCACUCUCGGUGCCUGUGAUGAUUCUGCUGUUUUAUCACGAGAAGCAAGAUCGUUGGCUGAGGUCGCCUUUUUUCAUCCAUCAAUAAUGUCUGUGAGCUAUUACUCGUUUGAGCACUGCUUUGCAGUCUACUCGCCAUUCUUCCUACCAGUAGCAUUGCACAUUCUCCUUGCAGCUUUCAAAGAACUGAGGCGAUACAAGCAAGAAAAUUCAAAAUACUCCACAUGGAAAGCAGUAGAGGUUACAUAGUUUUAGUAAUAUACCUCGAAAAUGUGUCCACUGGAUUGGGUUCAGGUUGUAUUUUCUUACAUAGUUUUAAUUUUAGGGUGUAAAUUUUUGGCUCUACAACUUAAGACCGUGUAAGUUUUAGAUCUACGUCUUUGAAUUAGUGAUUUUCAUCAGGUGUGUUCAACUUUUGAAUUGUAUAAAUAUUUUCGAAGUUAUUUGUCAAUUAUUGCCAUCGUUUUAUGUC